Aegilops tauschii subsp. strangulata is the source of this 3326-nucleotide messenger RNA. Its product is annotated as homeobox protein HAZ1. Gene Ontology annotation, biological process: negative regulation of gene expression, epigenetic. Gene Ontology annotation, cellular component: nucleus. Lineage: Eukaryota; Viridiplantae; Streptophyta; Magnoliopsida; Poales; Poaceae. Gene Ontology annotation, molecular function: chromatin binding; DNA binding. The record is from RefSeq and is a predicted model, not a curated record.
CCGGCGACGCUCGCGGGAGGGUGUCUGGAAGCUGCGAAAUCUCCCUGAGGCGCGCGGUGCCGAGGCCGCGGCGACCGGCGACGGCGAGGCCUGGCGCAGUGGUGAAGUACUCCACACUUGUGGCAAGAGGUCCUGGGUUUGAGGCAGCCUCUCUGCAUUGCACUGUGCAGGGGUAAGGCUUGCCUCGUAUAAUCCUUCCCCGGACCCCAACUGGCCCCGGCACAUUUCUAUCGACUGAAAAAGCUUAGUGGGUCAUCUUCCCCUACAGAAAGUGGUUUUACAAGGCUUACCCUAAAUCUCCCAGGAUCGGCCUAUCAGUUCCCGCAGAGAAGGUCGGUCUGUGGUGAUCAUCGAUAUGGGCAAAACAUCUGCUUCUGGUGUUGUUCAGGAGAGUGAAAAAGUUGGGAAUGGUUCACCCUCUUCUCCUACCAAGGGGAAAAGGGGAAGGAAAGGGUCCCAGAUUAUAGCAAAUAAAAAGUAUCCCCUGAGAUCUGCACAUAGUAGUGCCAGGGUGCUUCGGUCUACUUCAAAAGACAAGAGUAAGACGCCUAAUGAGCCAGUAAGUCCAUUGAGAUCCGCUCAUAGUAGUCCCAGGGUUCUUCGAUCUACCCCUAAAAACAAGAGCAAGACACCUAAAAAGCAAGUAAAUUCAUUGAGGUCCGCACAUAGUAGUGCCAGGGUGCUUAGCUCUACCUUGAAGAAAAAGGUACCUAAUGAGCCUGUAAACGACAGUACUGCUGCUCAACCAGCUGCCAGGAAAAGGAAAAGAGGCAGGCCCUCAAAUGCAGCGAGUCCCAAGAAUGAGUGCAUCAAAAUUCGCCAGCGAGUUAGAUACAUUUUGAAUCGAAUGAACUACGAACAAAGUUUCAUUCAAGCAUACGCUGGUGAAGGUUGGAAAGGUCAAAGUUUGGAAAAAAUAAGACCUGAGAAGGAGCUUGAGCGAGCCAAGGCAGAAAUCUUGCGAUGCAAGUUAAGAAUUCGGGAAGCUUUUCGUAAUAUGGAUUCUCUUCUAUUGGAGGGGAAGCUUGACGAAUCUUUGUUUGAUUCUGAGGGAGAAAUAUCUAGUGAAGAUAUUUUCUGUGCCAUAUGUGCUUCAAAGCAUGUUACACUAAAAAAUGAUAUCAUUCUUUGCGAUGGAGUGUGUGAUAGAGGAUUCCACCAGAAAUGUUUGAAUCCUCCUUUGCUGGCAGAAGAUAUUCCUCAGGGGGAUGAAGGAUGGCUUUGCCCUGCGUGCGAUUGCAAGCUAGAUUGUAUAGAUUUACUAAAUGAACUCCAAGGGAGCACACUUGCUAUUCAUGACUCAUGGGAGAAAGUUUUUCCUGAGUCAACUUCAAAUGGCUUAAACCAAAUUGGAGCAUCUGAUCUUCCAUCCGAUGAUUCAGAGGAGGAUUAUGACCCUACUUUAGCUGAAGGGGACACGGUAGAUGAAAACAAAUCAUCUGCAGAGGAUGGGGACGAAGGAUCAGAUUCUGAUGACCUGGAUUUUAUAACAUCAUCCGAUGAGUCUGAACCUUCAAAGAAGAAAAGGUCUGAAUCAAAGAACAAAAACACCGUCAAUGACCUUGCGUUGCCUUCGGAUGACUCAGAGGAUGAUGACUUUGAUCCAGAAGGUCCAAAUUCCAGUGAAGACCAAAAGACCAAAACAAACUCAGAUGAGUCAGACUUUACAUCUGAUUCUGAUGAUUUCUGUGCUGAGAUUUCUAAAUCUUCUGGCAAGGAUAAAGUUUCGGCACCUUCAUUCUCAGACCAAACUAAUGGAGUGGACAUUAUGGAGGCAGAGCUAGAGCAAGACUCUGUGCUACCAGCUUCAAAUAGGCGACAAGUUGGACAUUUGGAUUACAAAAAGCUUUAUGAUGAGGCUUAUGGAAAAGAAACCACUGAUUCAAGCGAUGAAGAAGAGUGGUCUGGACAUAGCCCAAAUGGAAAUCCAGAAGACAGUGAUACAGAUUCAUUUGCUGGACCACUUAAGCCGGCAAAAACCAGAAGAGCACGAGGUGGGCACCAGAACAAUGAGCGUACUCCACAGAGUGAACGGCACAGCGGUUCAGUAAGUGAACAGCAUCCUGAAGUGCUUUCCAAUGGCACCAGUAGCACGGUCAGGAAAAAAGGUUAUGGUCCUAUUGUUAAUCAGAAGCUCAAGGCAUAUUUCGAAAAAGAACCUUACCCUAGUCGCCCAGCAAAAGAAAGUCUGGCACAAGAGCUUGGCCUGACAUUCAAUCAGAUCACUAGAUGGUUUUCUAGUACUCGUCAUUACUCAAGAGUUACUGCUGCCAAAAAAGGGAAGCGUUCAGAAAACUAUACUGCUGAGAACAAUGGCAUUGCUGCAGAUAGCAUACAACAGAGAGAACCCAAUGACAGUCUAUUGGGCAAACCAAAUGUAGAUAGAAACGGUAUUGUUUCGGAGGAAAGGAUGGCGCAAAAAAAUCUUGAUGAAGGUGAGAAAGAAGAUACUCCAUUCAGACAACAUAUCAGCUGUGAGCAGACACUAGAUGGGACUCCUGCUAACAAACACAACACUGCCAACUCAAGAGAAGUUGACUCACCAAUUGGUGCGCCUGGAGGAAACCAGCAAAGUGGCACCUCGAGGAAUGCAGAAGAUACCCCACUCGGACAAGAUAUUGGCUGUGAGCAGACCGUGGUUGCUGUCAACCAAAACUGCACUAUCGGCUCGAGCAAUGUCGGGUCACCGAAAGGUGUGCCUGGAGGAAACAAGCGCCUUAAUAACUCUCCAAGGAGUGUUGGAAGCCCAAGACGUGGGUCUGCUGAGAAGAACAUUCCUGGGCUAGAACAUGUAGACGAGGCAAGGAGGAAGGCUAUACUGCGGGAGCUGAGGAAGAUGAAGGCCGCAGGCAGGUGAAGCUCCCAGAGAGGUAUCGUUUGAACCAUUUCCGAACCUUCAGUGCAAGUCAAGUUUUCGAUGCUACUCGACAAGUUUGAACUCUGGAUUGCUUCCCAGCCAGAGAAGAUGACUGACAGCCGAAUUGUUGUGCCUCAUCUGUUUCAAGUUCAUCAGUUGACAAGCCUGCUUAUCGUAGCCCUGUUUCUCUAUAGAGCCUCGAAUUCCUGAUUGGGUACACCUGGAAUCUGAAGUACUUCAUCCACAACAAGGGUUAAGCUGGGUGUAACAGUAUUAGCGUAGCCUGUAGACUCUAGUGGACAUUAGAACUGUUGUUUGCCAUGUUCUUGUAUCAUCUUGAUGGGUAGCCAUGUUGAGAGAAGCUGAUGCGAACCGUUGUUUGGGUUGUAUCUUGUAAACAUGCUGUGAAUUGAAAGUUGUUCCUUUCAUUUUUUCCUGGGAGUUUAAUGAAACGAGAUCAAUGACGUCA